AUGAACUACGAGACGCAAGAGCAGAACCACCGGCUGCAGAAGGAAAAGACGGAGCAGCUCAACUAUCUCACCAGCCAGCUGCUGCUGCUCGAGUCGCGCAUCAUGCGCAAGCAGAAGCAGGUCUCGAACGUGAUCUACCAGCGCGAGCUGACGAUCUACCGGCAGCAGCGGAUCAUCGAAACGCUCUCCAGCCGGCUGAUCGAUCACGGCAUCAUGGACGUCGGCAUGGACGCACCGAUGCACGCGGGCGGCAGCGGCAACAGUAACGACUUUGACUCGCUCAACGAUUCCGACUCGGCCGUCGUGCUCGAGGACGUCGACUCGGACUGCAACAGCUCGAUCUACUUCGGCGGCGGCGGCAGCAGCAUCAGUGGCGGCGGCAGCCUCAAGUCACGCUCCUGCAAGAUGACGAACGACGUCACGAUCGUGCGGUCCAUCUCGGACGCGAUCGAGACGAACCUGAAGUACAACAAUACCCGCCGGUCUAACUGCUUCCUGCGGCGGCCCGAAAUCCUCGAAACCGUGUACAGCGUGGAGGAGGACCCGGAGCCACAGAAUGCGGCGGCCGGUGCGAAUGGGACGGCGGGAAGCGGCCCCGGCAGUGGAUCCACGACCGGGCCCACCUCACCGAAACCGGAUGCGGUCAGCGAGAAGCGGGACAAGUUUAAAAAUCGCACCGAAAAAUGCAUCUCCACCGUUCAGCCGGCCGGGGAAGGGAGCGGCGCACGGCAGGAAGGCACACCGGUCAUCAUUACCAGCAGCAGCAGCUGCGACGUGGAGCCGUCGGACCAGUGCGAAAUGACGCCGGUGGCGCAGGGCGGCGGCUGCAAGGUGCAGGGCGCGGUGACGAACUUCAAUCGCGUAAUGUCCAACCACCGGUCGGUGACGAAACCGAAGGACGUGAAGUACAAGCGCAUCAACAAGGCCAAAUCGAAGAGUCUGGAGGAGCUGCGCGGGCGGCUAAAGCACUGGGUCGAGCGGGGCACCUGCAACGUGAACCUAACGCUCGACCCGGCCGGCGGGGGCCACCGGCGCCGCUCAUCUAACGGGGCAUCUGUCCGAGCACUGUGGGGCGGUGGGCACGCUGCAGCAGAGCGUGCAGCCGCCCCAGCAACCGAACCUGGCGCAAAGCUAUGCGUGACCGGAAGCGAGAGUGCCCGCGCGUGCUCGGGGCAGCAUUUAAUGUGGGGUAUGUGGGUCGGCGGCAACACUCGCUUUCAGCAGCUUAUUUAUUGCGGUUUGGCUUAGUGUUUAUGUGUGCGGCAGGAUGAAGCAGAGUAUGGGAAGGAAUUGAAAUGAUCGUGAAGAUGGUGGGGACCCUACCACGGUCACCUCACACACACACACACUGACUGAGUCAGGUUACCUAAGAGGAGAUAAAGAGCUGGAAAGCAUUGAAGCAUAGUAGAUAAGCUUAACGUAUAGUGGCGAUGUGCAGCCAACACAGCACCGGCGGCUGUGUGAAGCGCAGGCGUACCACACACUCUACUCUCAGAAGGCCAACCGAUUGAUUUGUACUUGGCGUAGAAGGAAUUACAGUGAGCAAACAGUAUAGACAUAGAUAUACAAGCCCAAUAUCUCUCCCACAGGCACUGAAAUUUCGAAAACUUAUCGUGUAAGUUAAGCGAUAUGAAUGCACUAGGC
Molecule: messenger RNA, 1644 nt
Organism: Anopheles arabiensis
Lineage: Eukaryota; Metazoa; Arthropoda; Insecta; Diptera; Culicidae
Exons: 2
Coding region: 1-1248 (415 amino acids)
Source: RefSeq, a predicted model, not a curated record